This is a messenger RNA of Phaeodactylum tricornutum CCAP 1055/1, 411 nucleotides long. RefSeq lists its product with no specific name. Gene Ontology annotation, cellular component: ribosome; mitochondrial large ribosomal subunit. The transcript has a single exon. Gene Ontology annotation, molecular function: structural constituent of ribosome; large ribosomal subunit rRNA binding. Gene Ontology annotation, biological process: translation. Lineage: Eukaryota; Bacillariophyta; Bacillariophyceae; Surirellales; Neidiaceae. The annotation marks the transcript as partial. The record is from RefSeq and is a predicted model, not a curated record.
UUCGUCAAUCUCAGAGUGCCGGCGGGCAGCGCCAAGCCGGGUCCUGCCAUCGGCCAAGCUCUCGGUCCACUCGGUAUUAACAUGGCAGAUUUCACCCGCCAAUUUAAUGAAAAGAGCGAAACCAUGUACAAAAAGGACGUUGCUUUGGGUGUUCGGCUACAUGCCAUGGCGGACCGAAGCUUUACCUUUGACAUCCGAUCACCUCCGGUUACUUAUUUGGUCAAGCGUGUUUGUGGCAUGGAUAAAGGCCCUUCUAGUCCGUCGCCAGAGAGCCCGGUCGCUUUCAUUACACCGGAGGCUAUCUACGAAAUCGCAAAAGUGAAGCAGCAAGACGAUCAUAUGUGGCAUCUUCCUCUGGAAGGAAUUGCUCGGUCGGUUGUUGGGACUUGCAAAAGCAUGGGCGUGCAUGUU